GAAAUUGCCGAGUCACCACUGAGUUCCGCGACUUGUCCGCGACUGAUUUCUGCAACGGAGAGGGGGAAGGACUUGGUAUCGUGAAAUGUUCCCUCUCCAUGCAUUUUCCCGCGCUUGGCGCUCACCUGCACGGACCGUUCCUCGUACACUCUCUACGUCUUCCGUCAAAUUAUCAGAGCCUACUACCUCCUCCUCAGAAGGAGCAUAUUCAAUGGCUCCCUUACUGAACCUAAUGAACAACAUGCCCUCGAUGUCCCAAACACCAUCCUCACCAUCCUCAAGUCCAUCUUCUCGAAAGUACCAUAUUCCAAAGGGCAUACAUAUGGCACCAGUAGCUGAUCCACUGUUAACAUACUUUUCUUCCCUCAUCAUGCGCUCGGGGAAACGACAUAAAGCGAUCCGUCAAGUGUCCGAAACCCUCACCACGAUUCAUCGACUGACCGACGCCUCCCCGUUACCCAUUCUCCGUCAAGCCGUGGAGCUAGCCUCACCAGAUGUUAAAUUAGUGACGCUGAAGCGGCGAAACAAGAACGUUCCACAGCCAAGAUCUUUGACGAGCAAGCAACGGACCGGGCAAGGACUCAGAUGGAUCAUCAAAGCAAGUCAUAUGAGAGGUGAUUUCCAGCUGGAGCAUCGUCUAGCAAAGGAGAUUAUCGCUAUUGUUCAGGGCAAUAGCAACUGUCUGAAGUGGAAGGAGGAACAACACAAGCUGGCUACAGCUAACAGGGCAAAUGCGUCCGUUCGUAUCUAGUGUACCUAUGUUUUGCUGUAAAUCACUCCACUUCCAAGACCCUGAUCGCCCAAUAGUUUCUGAACUCCCAAGUAUCCGCCAAGAAACAGGACCUUUCAACUUGCUUAAAGAACAAACUUUCAUUGGCACCUCAGGGAGUUCUACAUCAUUGAAAAAUCUGCACAACAGAUAUGAAAUCUCUUAAAUCAUUCCAGUCAUUUACACAAUUUCGUGGUGCCUGGGCUCGAGUUCACCCUCAGGGCUCCCUUUGUCGGAGCUCGAAUUCUCUUCGACUACUUUCUCACGGGCGGCUCGACGCUCGUACCACGCCUUGGAUUUGAGGCCAAGGAUCGUCGUGCGACCUUCGGACCAUUUCAUG
Cantharellus anzutake is the source of this 1109-nucleotide messenger RNA. RefSeq names its product ribosomal protein S7 domain-containing protein. The coding region runs from base 86 to 751 and encodes 221 amino acids. Gene Ontology annotation, cellular component: ribosome. The transcript is spliced from 3 exons. The record is from RefSeq and is a predicted model, not a curated record. Lineage: Eukaryota; Fungi; Basidiomycota; Agaricomycetes; Cantharellales; Hydnaceae. Gene Ontology annotation, molecular function: rRNA binding; structural constituent of ribosome; mRNA binding. Gene Ontology annotation, biological process: translation; ribosomal small subunit assembly.